AUGAAUGCGUUGUCAUUGAAUAUUAAUGCAAAGAACCGUGAAUUAUUUACUAUCAAACCUAUAAUUUUAUUAGAAAGAUGUUUUGGCAUUUUCCGUUUUCGCGUCGAGGGAGAAUUGUGUUUACCAGCCAAUCGAAGAAUGCGAAUUUUUGGAUUUUUAAUUUGUACAACCAUUGCCAUAUUCUGUUCAGUAUUGACGAGUGAUUUCGUUACGGAUUACAAUAUUGCUAGGAUUGCUGUAAUCGCACCAAGUUUAAUGAUUUUCUUACAGUAUACAGUAGCAAUAUUGAUGCAGUUAUUUGUCAAGGAUUACGAUUUUGUUAAGUUAUUCACCUUACUAGAUAAUAUCGAUUGUUCUUUACGUAUUAAUAUGGACGAUAAUUUCUACAAGAAGUCCCGAGUGGAGACAAUGAAGCUUUCAGCCUUGCUCGGUGUUACUUACGUUACUCUGACGUUAUUCGAUAUAUUUAAUGAAGUCGAAAUUAAGAUGGAACAACUUUUAUCUGUCAUUGUUUAUUUAGAAAUUGAAUUGGAAGUCUUGUUCUUUUAUAUAUUGACUGGAAUGCUUCGGAAACGUGUGACCAUAAUAAACAAAUAUUUUACCAGAUUUAUAACGCAUCAAUUUUACAAAAAAACUUUUAAAUUUAAUCGGUGUAAUACCGUUUACGUUAUUGAAGAUUGUGUUAACCAUAUUGGACGUGCUUCUGAUAAUAAUAUGAGAAUUCGUGAUUUGGCAGAAACGUACUAUCAGAUUGGCAAAGUAUGUGAAAUAAUCAACAGAAAAUUUAAUUUACUUUUAUUUACAACUUUCGUUGCAUCUUUCUCAUUUAUAAUAAUUACAUUUUGGACAUCGUUGUACUAUUUUCAAUCGAAUAAAACCUAUAGAUAUUUAUUAAGGAUAGUGGUAUGGAGCUUUACCCAAAUAAUUGUAGUGGCAGUGUUGUCUAUAAAUUGUGACAAACUUCUACAGGCAAAAGAAAAAACUAUACUUUUAAUUAACACCCUCGUUAUGGAUUAUGAUCUACCGAAAGGUAUGAGGAUGCAGGCCAAGGUAUUUAUGGAAACAUUAAAAGUCUGGCCACUUCGAGUUUUCGUUUACGACAUGUUUUGUAUAGAUUUCCAAAGUAUAUUUAAAAUUAUAGGUGUGUGUGCAUCAUAUUUGAUUGUGGUUAUUCAAGUAACUCAUUUUGUGUAA
Messenger RNA from Papilio machaon (common yellow swallowtail), 1194 nucleotides. RefSeq lists its product as uncharacterized. The record is from RefSeq and is a predicted model, not a curated record. Bases 1 to 1194 code for a protein of 397 amino acids. Lineage: Eukaryota; Metazoa; Arthropoda; Insecta; Lepidoptera; Papilionidae. The transcript has a single exon. Gene Ontology annotation, cellular component: membrane; dendrite; neuronal cell body. Gene Ontology annotation, biological process: sensory perception of taste.